Molecule: messenger RNA, 1813 nt
Organism: Chinchilla lanigera (long-tailed chinchilla)
Lineage: Eukaryota; Metazoa; Chordata; Mammalia; Rodentia; Chinchillidae
Gene: Nt5c3a
Product: 5'-nucleotidase, cytosolic IIIA
Exons: 10
Coding region: 341-1234 (297 amino acids)
Cellular component (GO): cytoplasm
Molecular function (GO): 5'-nucleotidase activity; magnesium ion binding
Source: RefSeq, a predicted model, not a curated record
UCUGGAUAUUAGUGUAGGGGUUCCUCCUCACUCUGCUGACUUAGUUGCUUGUGUUCUCACGGCGAGGAUUUACCUUCUCAUGAAAGACCGUGGUGUCUUCUCACUCGAUGUGCUCUGUAGGCUGGGCUGGCUCACAGCUGGCAAGGCUGUCACCAGAGCAUAGUGACGCAUGUGCAGUGGUGCCUUGUCACAGGGCUGUGUUUGCAUAGGGCUUAGCAAGGCUUCUGGAACCGCCCCCCUGGUGCACCUUGGGCUAUAUUAGUGCUUCUCAAACAGGAAGAAUUUUCUUUCGCUCGCGUAGCUGGUCCAGUUACCAUCGGGAAGAUUGGAUAAUCAAGAAAUGACUAAUCAAGAGUCUGCUGUACAUGUGAAAAUGAUGCCAGAAUUCCAGAAAAGUUCAGUUCGCAUCAAGAACCCCACAAGAGUAGAAGAAAUUAUCUGUGGUCUUAUCAAAGGAGGAGCUGCCAGGCUUCAGAUAAUAACAGAUUUUGAUAUGACACUAAGUAGAUUUUCCUACAAAGGGAAAAGAUGCCCCACAUGUCAUAAUGUCAUUGAUAACUGUAAGCUGGUAACGGAUGAAUGUCGCAAAAAGCUACUGCAACUGAAGGAACAGUAUUAUGCUAUUGAAGUGGACCCUGUGCUUACCGUGGAGGAGAAGUUCCCUUAUAUGGUAGAAUGGUAUACAAAGUCGCAUGGUUUGCUUGUUGAACAGCGCAUACCAAAAGCUAAACUCAAGGAAAUUGUGGCAGAAUCUGAUGUUAUGCUCAAGGAAGGGUAUGAGAAUUUCUUUGAUAAACUCCAACAGUACAGUAUCCCUGUGUUUAUAUUUUCUGCGGGUAUCGGUGAUGUUCUAGAAGAAGUUAUUCGUCAAGCUGGAGUUUAUCAUCCAAAUGUCAAAGUCGUGUCCAACUUCAUGGAUUUUGAUGAAAAUGGGGUGCUCAUAGGGUUUAAAGGAGAACUAAUCCAUGUAUUCAACAAACACGAUGGUGCCUUGAAGAAUACAGACUAUUUCAGUCAGCUAAAAGACAACAGCAACAUAAUUCUGCUGGGAGAUUCCCAAGGAGACUUGCGAAUGGCAGAUGGGGUGGCCAACGUCGAGCAUAUUCUGAAAAUUGGAUAUCUAAACGAUAGGGUAGAUGAGCUAUUAGAAAAGUACAUGGACACUUACGAUAUUGUCUUAGUAAAAGAUGAAUCACUGGAGGUGGCCAACUCCAUUCUACAGAAGAUUCUGUAGCAGGUGUUUGUAAAAGGGCCUCGCUCCUGGACUGCUCGACUCCCUCUCACCAGAAGACUUAUUUAUAAUGAAUUCUUGGUGGUGAAGCUCUCCCUCUGCGCAGCUAAAGUGUUCAGUCAGACCCGGUGCAUCCUUCAACUGGAAACUCUUCUCCCACUUCUCUCAACACACUCCUUGCCAUGUUUUUUAACCAACUUGAAAAAAAAAAAUUUUACAGCCAGAAUUAGAAAAGUAACUCCCUACUUUUCCAAGGUAAAUUUUGUAGUUUCAUGGUAUCAUGCAUUUUUUGAGGAGUUUUUUUUUUUUAAUAACAGGAAAGUUCGUAGAAAUUUAAAGUGUUUUAUGAAAUGGUGAAAUAAUGUGCAUGAUUUUAAGUAUUGCCGUGUUUGUCAUUUGGGUGGAUUAUGCCAGUGUUACGUCCAUCUCCCAAAAUUAUAUUAUAUUUGGUUACUCUGUCUGAGCAAAAUCAAUACUCACCAGAAGACUGGCAAAAACUGUUGGUGUCCACAUGUCAUUCACUAAUCUAUAACAUGUUCUGUCAAAGCACUGAUAAUAAACAUGAAAUGAAAGUCUUUUUAA